Penicillium alfredii is the source of this 423-nucleotide messenger RNA. RefSeq lists its product as uncharacterized. The record is from RefSeq and is a predicted model, not a curated record. The transcript is spliced from 2 exons. Lineage: Eukaryota; Fungi; Ascomycota; Eurotiomycetes; Eurotiales; Aspergillaceae. The coding region runs from base 1 to 423 and encodes 140 amino acids.
AUGUCCUCACCAUCACAAAACACCACUCCUUUGGGUGAAUGGGUUGAUCAUAUCCUCCAUCUCGCAUUUUUUCAGCCCGAUGACGAACUAUCCGAACAGACGAUUGAAACCAGCUUCAGUCGUGAUCUUAAAGUAAGGAUCAACGGCACCGCCCUGGCCUACGAGGACUACAAAAAUGCCAUCGCCAGGAACCGUGCACAGUAUGAACUUUCACUCGAAAGCAACCGGGAACUGCUUGCAACUCGCGAGGCAAGUGAGGCUGUCAAUAGCGGGGGCUCGGUUGCACAUAUAUCUACAUUCAUUUUGAAGGAUAAGCAAAAUGGUCUAGAGAAGCGGGAAUCAACUGUUACCUUGGCGACUGUGGCCAUUGUUGAUGGAAAGAAGUUACUGAUGGAGUUAACUGAAGUUUUCCGUUCAGCUUAG